Indicator indicator is the source of this 1091-nucleotide messenger RNA. RefSeq names its product autophagy related 3 (gene ATG3). Gene Ontology annotation, molecular function: Atg8-family ligase activity. Gene Ontology annotation, cellular component: cytoplasmic ubiquitin ligase complex; cytosol. The transcript has 12 exons. The record is from RefSeq and is a predicted model, not a curated record. The coding region runs from base 17 to 961 and encodes 314 amino acids. Gene Ontology annotation, biological process: autophagosome assembly; autophagy of mitochondrion; nucleophagy. NCBI's taxonomy places the organism in Eukaryota, Metazoa, Chordata, Aves, Piciformes, Indicatoridae.
GGGGCCUGCCGGCAGCAUGCAGAACGUCAUCAACACGGUGAAGGGGAAGGCCCUGGAGGUGGCCGAGUACCUCACUCCCGUGCUCAAGGAGUCCAAGUUCAAAGAAACAGGAGUAAUUACACCUGAAGAAUUUGUCGCAGCUGGAGAUCACUUAGUUCACCACUGUCCUACUUGGCAAUGGGCUUCAGGAGAAGAACUAAAAGUUAAGGCUUAUCUACCAACAGACAAGCAGUUUUUGGUAACUAAAAAUGUACCAUGCUACAAAAGGUGUAAGCAGAUGGAGUACUCGGAUGAGCAGGAAGCAAUUAUAGAAGAAGACGAUGGUGAUGGGGGAUGGGUAGACACAUUUCACAAUGCAGGUAUAGUGGGUGCAACAGAAGCAGUUAAAGAGAUCACACUAGACAGUAAGGAUAGUAUAAAAAUACCGGAAUGUUCAGUGUCUUGUGAAGAUGAUGAUGAGGAAGAUGAAGGAGAAGCUGCAGACAUGGAAGAGUAUGAAGAAAGUGGGCUAUUGGAGACAGAUGAUGCAACGCUUGACACAAGACAGAUGGUAGAAGCUAACAAAGCUAAAGUUGAUGUUGGAGGGGAGGAUGCUAUUCUACAGACUAGAACUUACGACCUCUACAUCACUUAUGACAAAUAUUAUCAGACUCCAAGGCUCUGGUUAUUUGGAUAUGAUGAGCAACGGCAGCCUUUAACAGUAGAACAUAUGUAUGAAGAUAUUAGUCAAGAUCAUGUCAAGAAAACAGUGACCAUUGAAAACCAUCCUCAUCUUCCCCCACCACCCAUGUGCUCAGUUCAUCCAUGCAGGCAUGCAGAAGUCAUGAAGAAAAUAAUUGAGACUGUUGCAGAAGGUGGAGGAGAACUUGGAGUUCACAUGUACCUUCUUAUUUUCUUGAAAUUUGUACAGGCGGUCAUUCCAACAAUAGAAUAUGACUACACGAGGCACUUUACAAUGUAACUAAGAGAAUGUCUUCCUCCAAUUAUCAGAACUUUUUUUUUUUUUAAUAACCCAUCCAUGUGACUUAUACAACAGUAUACACAAUUUCUGUAACUAACCUUUCAUCAAGUUGAUGCAUUAAAAUAAAAUG